CACCGAUCCACAGAAAGAGACGAAGAUGUCGGUUCGGUCAUGUGAUCAGCUGUGUCCAAUCACAGCUGAUCACAUGUACACUGAUCAUCAGGGCACCGAUGAUCACUGUACCCUGAUGAUCAGUAUAGCCACAGCAGUGCCACCUGUCAGUGUCCAUCAGUGCCUUGUGUCAGUGCUCAUCAGUGCCACGUGCCAGUGCCCAUCAGUGCCACAUCAAUGCCACAUAUCAGUGCCUACCAGUGCACAUCAAUGCCACAUAUCAGUGCCCAUAUGAGCUGCCUUUCAGUGUCACCCAUCAGUGCCAGUCAGUGCCACCUAUCAAUGCCAAUCAGUGCCACUUAUCAGUGCUGCCAAUCA
Molecule: messenger RNA, 357 nt
Organism: Staurois parvus
Lineage: Eukaryota; Metazoa; Chordata; Amphibia; Anura; Ranidae
Source: the annotation of a GenBank genome assembly